CAGCCCCGUCCUCUCUCUGUUUUAGUCACUGAAGGGGUGAUUGAGGCAGAAACCACCCUGCAAAUCAGAGACAAAAAGUGAAUCGUCCAUCAAGACCCUUUCACAUCUAGUGAUCAUGUGGAGUACGUUUUUGCUGUGGGCGGGGCUUGUGCACUUCUCCAUCGCACACACUGACUCCUUCACCUGGCUUAACUACCUGCGGAGUCAAGCCUACAGACACAGAUACAGAUACAGCCCAAACCAUGGCAACUACUACGCUUCCCUUCAUGCACAAGAUGACUCUGCAGCACUAGACUGCCCCCUGGAGUGCGAGUGCCCUCCUGCCUACCCUAACGCCAUGUACUGCCACAACCGCAACCUCCAGCAUGUGCCCUUUGUGCCCUCACGCAUGAAGUACGUGUACCUCCAAAACAACCGGAUCACCGGGAUCACUGAUGGAGUUUUUGACAAUGCCACCGAGCUCGUGUGGAUCAUCCUGCAUAUGAACCAACUGAGAUCUGACAAAAUCAGCAGCAAGGUCUUUGCCAAGCUCUCCAAACUGGAGCGUCUGUUCUUGCAGCACAACAAACUUGAGCACAUCCCAGAAGGACUUCCUCAUUCCCUUCAGGACCUGCGCUUGGACCACAACGCCAUCACUUCCGUGCCUCCUGGGUCCUUGCGUGGAAUGAACGAUCUAACAGCUUUGCGUCUCCAUUAUAACACCAUUCAGGAUCUCGGUGGUGCUGUAGAGUCACUGGCCUCACUCAGCUUUCUGGAUUUGCGUGGGAAUCAGCUAUCAAAGGUUCCAGAGCGCCUUCCACCCAAGCUGAGUCAGCUGUAUCUCGACCACAACCACAUCUCCUCUGUCCCUGUGGACUUUGUGAAGAAGCGGCCUGAGCUGCGCUUUAUGCGCCUCUCGCAUAAUCGGCUCACAGACGCUGCGAUCCCACCUAAUACUUUUAAUGUGAGUACGCUUGUGGAGCUGGACCUGUCCCACAACAAGCUAGAAAAGAUUCCAGCCAUCAGCACAAGUCUACAGAACCUCUACCUUCAGGCCAAUCGCAUAAAAGAGUUCUCAAUCAGCAGUUUCUGUCGUGUUAUAAAUGUGGCCAACUACUCCAACCUGCGUGUUCUGAGGCUGGAGGCCAACAAGAUCAGCCCUCAUGAUGUGCCCCCUGAGGCUCUACUCUGCCUGCGCAAAGCCACAAGCAUCAACCUAUAGGCAUGCUGAGACACCAUGCUGACAUCAACAACAUCCAGACAACGUGACUGUAAACCAGUCACCGUCUUACUUUAAAAACAGGGCUAAAGUUAUGGACACCGAUAUUAAGUUUAAAUGCUACUGGCAUGAAUAUAACUCUUAAGUAUUAACACAGACAAGUAACGCGUGAAUACAACCUCUAUACAUGUUAUAUUUUAAAUAUAUCCGAGUAAAAAUAUACUCAUGGGAAUUUACUAGAAGAGUCAUAUUUGAAAAAGCUUUAAUACAUUUACUAGGUAGUCAUGUGGCAGCCCACACAGAGUGGUGAACUUUGACAUACUUGGUUUCUUUUUUUGCUCAAUGCAUUUCUGCAUUCAAGGAAGUGAGACCUGUGUCACACUUUGGGUGAUCAUGGGAUGAUCAAACAUAAUGCUGGGUUUACAAAAAGCACCCGUGAGUCGUAAAACAUCCAGUACUUCAUUCAAAUGUUGACUUUAGUUUUUGAAUAAACACUUACAUUUCACUGAAA
Pangasianodon hypophthalmus (striped catfish) is the source of this 1709-nucleotide messenger RNA. It is a transcript of the gene fmodb, whose product is annotated as fibromodulin b. The coding region runs from base 116 to 1201 and encodes 361 amino acids. Gene Ontology annotation, molecular function: protein binding. The record is from RefSeq and is a predicted model, not a curated record. The transcript is spliced from 4 exons. NCBI's taxonomy places the organism in Eukaryota, Metazoa, Chordata, Actinopteri, Siluriformes, Pangasiidae.